AAGUUCAACAGACCCGUCUUCGCAACAACUUAUAAUGAGAUCAAAAGUGAAAAAAGAAUGUCUGACCUUUUGAUAUCCGAAAAUCAUUCAGAACGCAUACUUUACGAUAUCGAAGUAGCUGCUACCUGGAAGCCCGAUGAUGAAUUAACCGUUCAUGAGCCCGAUUCUCGAAUCAACACAUACGCUAAGGAAGAUCCGUCUUACGCACAGUUUCCAAGACGUGUCUUCAAACAAGUAACACACCGUUUGAAACGUAGCUUAGAAGGGCUCGUAAUUUCUACAACUGUUCCACCUGCUCUUCUACAAGAACGCCCUAAAGUAACGAGCGAAUGGCUAAUGCAAUUGUCCCCAGACGGAAAAUAUCUUGCGGUCUUGCAAGAACACAAGAUCGAAAUUCGAACUAGUGAAAGUGGGUUUGAAAAAAAUUACGUCAUUUAUAAUUCAAAGCGGGACGCUUUUUCCAAGUGGAGACGUCUCGCUUGGAGCUUAGAUUCUAAAAUUAUAGCUGCUACAAGAAGUGACGGGUCAAUUGAAAUCAUCAAUGAAGAUGGGCAAUUGGUCUGUAUGAUCAUUUCUAGCUCCAAUAUUAAUUCAGAUGUAGAAAAUGAUCCCCAAGCUGGUCAAAGCUUUUUUCUCGAGCCAGUGGCUUUUAUAUCCUUUGUGGAUCCCAAAUGUGGGUCAAAUAAACCAUUAUAUUAUGAAGGCCAUAUUUACCAAUACGAAUUGAUUGUUAUCACUUAUGAUGGUGUCCUUCGUAGUUAUUUACUUAAUACUAUUGAAUCUGUUACUACUUUGAAUAGUAAUGAAACUAUAUCACGGCGAGCAAAAGUUAAUAUUACUUAUUCACGCGAAGGAUCUUCUGAUCCAGGAUACUUUGCUUUUUAUCACAAAUUUUCUUUUAAACAAUGGCUUUCUACAGUUGUUUGUGGCUCUGUAAUUACUCUGAAUGGAUUAUUACUUUGUUUAGGUGGAAAGCCUAACAAUGAAAAUGAAGAUGCAUUAACUUUACCUUCUGUUGUAUGUUGGAUGCUAUUACCGGAUCGUCCUUUUUAUCGUAAACUCGAGUUAGAAGGAAUGGUAGACGAAUCUAUAGAUGGUAUAUCAGAUUUAAAUCAGGGAUCCGUUGAUGAUAUCGGAUUCUUUUCUAGAUUAAAAAAUGUGUUUGCAACUUGGCGUAAAGUAAAUAAAAGUUUCACCGACGAAAUCGUUUAUAGUAUGAUCCCGUCGCCUGAUAAUCAAUAUCUAUUAACUUUAGAUUUUUCUGGAACAGUCAGCCUUUGGAAAAUUUCUACAUCCAAAAGUGUUGUAAUUGAUCAGUCAUGGGAUCAAUCUCACUUAAAUUACUUUGCUAGAGGAAAGGAAUACAAAAAUUUAUCUUUUGAGAAAUUUCAGGAUAAAAUUUUUGAAAUUGAGAAUGAUAGCGGUGAUGUAUCUGGAAUCCCCGGAUUGGAAAAUGGAAAAGUUUUGUCGAUAGGAUGGUGGGCCAAUAAUGCUUUGAUCCUAGGAUUUCAAAAUGGUUCAGUUAUUAUUGCUAGUCUCCCAGAUAUGCGUAAUAUAUUAGGCGACUCUCCUGAAAAUUUUAAAUCUUGCUAUGAGAUCACCUGCCAAUGUAAUAACUGUUUUUUAGUUAUUGAACAUGAGGUCAAAUCAAUCAGAGCUCGUGUUCAUGGCGGUAACAUAAUAUCAUAUUCAAGAGCACAAGAAGAGGAUGAGAUGGAAGAUGAUGAAUUUGAAGAUUCCACGUCACAAAUGAGUAGAUUGAUAUCUGCAAUUACAAAUUCCUUGCAUUAUGUAGCGGAUACAUUUUUGUGGCAUUUUGAAAAUGAUUUUUCAACUAUACGUGGUAGAUUUAUCACAAUAUCAAAAAGGACAUUUCAACUUAAUCGUAUAUGUAAAAUCUUGCCUCAGGAUUUACUCGAACGCAAAAUCAGCGCUCUUGAAUAUGAUGAUGCGUUGGUAAUUGCCAAAACAUAUGACCUUGACACAGAUAUAAUAUAUCAAGCCCGUUGGAAAGAUGCAGAGGUCUCUGAAACAGCUAUUCACGAUUACCUUGAUAAAAUUCAUGACAAAGAAUGGGUGUUAGCUGCUUGUUUCAAGAGAAUAACCAAAAAUCCUCAAAUAAUCCGACUUUUAUUAUGCUACGGAUUGGACCAUACAGAUAUUCUAGAUGAAAUUUUAGACAACGAUAAUGUUUCCGCUACUGAUAAUUUGAUCAAAAAAAAAUUGCGAGAAAAUCCUUUGGAAGUCGAUUCAGACGUUCAAAAAUUUCUGAACAAUAUUGAAUUGUCAGAAAUACAAAAAACCUUUUGCAGAUGCCGGUAUUAUUUCCUAAAGUAUUUAGAUAGGUUAUGUACGUAUGAACGAAUUGUGGAAGAGAAAACUAGACGAGAUAUUGAAAAUGGGUCCAUGGACUCAUCGGAAGAAAAUGGGGGUUGGAUCACAUUCAUAGACUAUAAUGCGACAUUUGCUGAGGAUUAUGAAAUAUUUCGUGAAGUACAUAUCGCCGCACAAGCAAUGGAUUUCGCAGCUGAUGAGUUCUUCGAUGGUUUGAGUAUUCUGUUUACACGUCAUGGGGACGAGAUGUUACCUUACCGGUUUACCAUUCUUGAACAAAUACCUGAGACAGCUGAUCCUGAUGACUAUGAAUCCUUUUUACCAAGAGUUGGUUUAAAUGAUGGUGCCGAACUCUCAGAAUGUUUAUGGCAUCAAGAACCAUGGAGAGUUUAUGAUUGGGUUGAAAAUCCUAUAUUAAAGAAACAAAUACUACAGGAAGAGCCAGAGGAAUGGGACUUUGAUGGGAUUUUAAUGAAAUCAGUUCCAUAUCCUGCUUCCUCUUCUUACAUAACUCAAUGGUAUAUUGAUCGAGCACACAAAAUUGACAAUUCUUCGGGACAA
This is a messenger RNA of Racocetra persica, 2895 nucleotides long. NCBI's taxonomy places the organism in Eukaryota, Fungi, Glomeromycota, Glomeromycetes, Diversisporales, Gigasporaceae. The record is from the annotation of a GenBank genome assembly.